AUGGCGACGCAAGACAACCACGUCGUUGGGAUUGGUGCGGAGCCAAAACUCCUGGGGAGUUUCGACCUCGUGUGGAAAUACUUGGGGCAGUUAGAUGAAAGUAAUAAAGAAGCGCCGUCACGACCAACCGUCCCCCAUCUUGGCAUGGAGUCAGAAGGCUCCAUCCUUCUUUACAGCACCUCGGACCGAAAUGUCACCCUCCGCCCCGACAAAACCGUCAUCAAGUCCGGCAAGACCAUUUCUCUCGAGGAAGCUGAAGCCCUGCAAGUUGCCGCCCAAGCAGGACUUCUUGUGCCCCGGAUCUUGACCACCGACAGCCAACCUGGCGGCAUCAACGUUCUCCAAAUGAGCCAUGUUGAUGGCCAGCCGCUCUCCGAAGUCUGGUCGACCAUGACACCUCGUCAGAAGCGCUGUAUCGCCCUCCAACUCCGCGAGAUACUCACCAAUAUGCGAUCGUUACAAGCCCCUACCAGAUUAGUGGGUGCUUGUAGCGGUGGCCAGUUCCGCGACACGAGGCUCUGCCACUCGCACUACUUCCCGUCCCUGGUAAACGAGGACGAGUUCAACCGGUAUCUGAUAUUGAGUUUGUCGCAUGUUACGCCGAGACCGGUGCGGGACGCAUUCGCCAGACAGCAGAGGAAUAAUCACCGCAUCGUCUUUACACACGGGGACUUGAGUCCCAGAAAUAUCAUUGUAUCUAACGAUAGGAUUGUGGGGAUUGUGGACUGGGAAGAAGCAGGUUGGUUCCCCGAGUACUGGGAGUACGUCAAGUUCUUCUUGAGGACUGGCGCCGAGGACGGGGACUGGCCAUCAUAUGCAUAUGAUAUAUUCCCCGACGCAUAUCACGAUCAACUGGUCCUAUAUUUUUCUAUUCUACAGUGGCAGUCGCCGUAG
This is a messenger RNA of Pochonia chlamydosporia 170, 894 nucleotides long. RefSeq names its product tyrosine-protein kinase, active site protein. The record is from RefSeq and is a predicted model, not a curated record. Gene Ontology annotation, molecular function: protein kinase activity. Gene Ontology annotation, biological process: protein phosphorylation. Lineage: Eukaryota; Fungi; Ascomycota; Sordariomycetes; Hypocreales; Clavicipitaceae. Bases 1 to 894 code for a protein of 297 amino acids. The transcript is spliced from 2 exons.